Molecule: messenger RNA, 1451 nt
Organism: Physella acuta
Lineage: Eukaryota; Metazoa; Mollusca; Gastropoda; Physidae
Source: RefSeq, a predicted model, not a curated record
CUCAUUACGUUUGGUGUGGGGAUAAAAUCUUCACGUUUAGAGAUUACUUGGUGUUCCUAAGCAUCGCCAAAGUUUUAGAACCGUUGAGGAUAUUUUUUUAUCAUAACAUUCUACCUAAGACGGAUGGAAGUUUUUAUUAUUCUUGGUUCCCAGAAUUAAAACAGUCUUUGGCUAAUUUGGUUUUUAAAAAAAUAGACAGACCAAUUCAAUGUAACACAAUGGACGCCGUGGACUUUUCUCUAGAACAAAUGGCAUCAAACAAAGUUGGGGGCGUCUAUGUAGGUGAGAGGGCCGUGUUGACGCAUGUCCCUGACACAUGGAAGACUGGAAAAUAUUUCACUUAUCAAAAACAGGGUAGUUCUAGCAGUGAGGACAUGAUAGUGUUUGUUAAACACGGAAUUGAUGGGAAAACUGAAUCCGAUAUCAAACAAUUUAAAAAUAAUGUCCUGAGUCAAAAAAUGGAAUGUUUAACUCCGGAACAAUUUGAGAACCAGACGUCACCUUGUGUAGUGAUGUCAAACCAACUUUACCCAGAAAACAUCAUCAACAGUUCGACAUCAUUUAGUGCUCUGUUGAGAUGGUUGUGUUACGGACAGACGGAACGGGGUGAUGACUCAUCAGAUCUGGUGCCACUUAUCAAUCACGUGAUCUUCCUCAACCCAAAACCUGGUAACCCAGUUGAGUGGAACUUUGAGAAAUACAUAAGUGUUCUGUCAGCCUUGUACGUUGGUGGAUUUGAAAGAGUGUAUGUACAUGGUGACACAGAACCUUCAGGUAAAGUAUGGGAGAGGCUUAAGAAAGAAAACGUCACGUUUGUUUAUGUGGACCAACCAACAUCCGUGUUUCAACAAGAUGUAAAGGGGCUGGAGCACAGAUCAGACAUUCUUAGAGUCCAGAUUCUUUACAAAUACGGGGGAGCGUACAACGACUAUGACGUCAUCUGGACGAAGCCUCUCUCUGAAGAACAAAGACGGUACCCCGUCUCUGGAAGUUACGACUGGCAGGACCUAGGCACCUGGCCCAGACAACUUAAUAACGGUCUGAUUGUGUCCAAGCCUAAAGCUUUCUUCUGGUUGAAAGUUCUAGAGUCUUUCAGGUAUUACCGUGAUGACAUAUGGGGCUAUAACUCUUGUCUUAUGUACUACAAGAUCUACGAGAAAUACCCUGACAGUUUUCAUAUCGACAGCAGAUUGCAGGUUGGCUGUUACUUCGGCAUCUGUCAUCCUGUCUGGCACGAAGGUUUUCAGAGAGUCUUGCAUGAUCGACGUUCUACAAAGUGGAUUAAUAUAGAGGAAGCUAACGCUUUCCAUAUGUUUGAACACAAAAAAGGAGUAACUUUCAACUCGUUUUCUGAGCACCAAAACAAAACUAGCAUCGAGGGUGUUCUACUGAAGAGAGUAAAGGCGUCUAUACUGAAAUCUGGGAAGAAUCACCUGUUAGAGGAAAUUUGA